AUGGCUUUAUACACGCAACCAAAGAUUAAUCUUACACGGUACAGCGUCGAAUCGUCAUACCAAAGUGAUGAUGGAGACAACUCGAAGCUAUGUCGCGUUUGUGGCAAAAACAAUAUUGCUCUCAUACAUUUAUUUGGUGAAGAAGCAUCACACAAUAACUUAGUACAAAAAAUAAACAAAUAUCUGCCCAUUGUGGUGGACCUCCAUGACAAAUUACCUCUGGGUGUUUGCCAGUCGUGUGCAACUGCAGUGUUGAAUUGGCACAGUCUGGUGCAGUGCUGCAUAAAGGCAGACAAGUUGCUGGCUUCGAAGCUUCAACACAGUAAAGAAUCCAUCUGCAAACCAAAUGGUGAAAAUUCUACUAAAAAUGAUGAUGCUCAAAUGAGGUUAUCAACUAAUUAUUUAAUCUUAAUAUUGAAAGAAGUUUUAAAUGAUUACUUCAAGAUUCUGAAUGUCGACGAAGACAAUUCAGAUUUAAUGUAUGUUUGUCAAAUGUGCCCCGAGAACCCGGUAUCGACAUCUGCAGAAUGUUUGUAUGAUCAUUUGAUAGCCUCUCAUAAUAAAGAGCUUUGUGACAAGUCAGCUAUCGAGACAUUUGUAAAAGAAAACAUUACAUUUGAAGAAGUCCUGAAUAACGAUGAAGUAUCAGAUGCGGAGUCAGAGAAACAUGUUGCAGAUAUUCCUAAUUAUUAUUGCCCGUGUUGUGAGAGUGUGUUUUCAUCACCAACUCGCCUCAUAUGUCAUCUGAACAAACAUGUAGAAGUGAGCAUCGACGACGGGGUCUUGUGUUGCAAUAGUCUAUACUCUGACAAAAAAUCUUUCGUUUUACAUUUGCAAGAGAAACAUGUAAAUAAAACCAUAGAGACCGAGUUAAUCUGCAAAACAUGUGGGUCUGUCGAAGAAAACGCUCAGGCAUUGGAGAUACACAUAAACGAAAAACAUUCAGGUGUCGAAUACCAGAAGAAAAAAGUGGAGCCGAAUCCGAAGUGCCAGAAGUUCAUUCCCGCCGUGUGCCCCGAGUGUAACAAAACCUUCUCCAAUAAAUACAACAUGCUGAAACAUAUGGAGAGUCACACCAAUGUAACGAACUGCAAGUUUGUGUGUGAUAAGUGUAAUAAGACGUACAAGAGUCGAAGCAGCCUGGCUCAUCAUCAAAAGGUGUUCCACGAAGGUUGCUUACCGUUCAUAUGCUUCAUGUGUGGUGAGGGCUUCCCGACCCGCAUGGCCAGGGACAACCACGCGCGCAUCCACACUGGCUUCAAACCGUUUACUUGCCAGUAUUGCAACAAGUCAUGGACGCCCCACUGGGAGCGGAGUUAUUGCGAGCAGAGGAUACAUGAAUACGAUAGUCAUGAUUUCGAAGAGAUCGAUGGACUCGCCUCAGAUGAUGAUGACGACCAACCUCUUGCGAAUAUAGCGACAAAAAAAUUGGAUGUAUUUCAAAAUUUCUACAGAGCGCUUAAAAACUUCCGAAAUCACUUCAUGGAGGAACACGAUCGCUGUCAAUAUUCGGAUUUCUCCGAUUCUAGCGUGUCCGAAAACGAGGACACGGGUACGGGUGAUUUAAAUAGUUUCGACGAUUUGACACAAAGCAACAUGAGAAAGGACAAAAUGGACGAGGAGACUCGACUCGAACUGAGUCAAGUGCAGACGAAAGUAAACGGAAAAGUAUAUUUUACAUGUCGAACCUGCGGCAAGAACCUCAGCUCGACACAUACCUACAUCUACCACAAGCGCAUUCACACGGGCGAGAGACCCUGCGUGUGCCACAUCUGCGGCAAACAGUUCCGUGCGCCAAACGGUCUGCAGCGACACCUCACGGAGACGCACGAGCGGCAACGGCGCUACAUCUGCGCCGUGUGUACAAAGAACUUCGCCAACUCGCAGAACCUCAAGCAACACGUCCGCAUCCACACGGGCGAGCGGCCCUACGUGUGUGCGCAGUGCGGCAAACGCUUCACGCAGAGCGGCUCGCUGCACGUGCACCUCAAGACGCACGGGGCGCAGCUGCCGCACGCGUGCGCGGAGUGCGGGGCGCGCUUCCGCCUGCGGAGUGGGCUGGCGCGCCACCGCCUGCGGCACUCGGGCGAGCGGCCGCACGCCUGCUCCGCCUGCGGAAAGGCCUUCCGCCAGCGGCACGAGCUCGCCGCGCACGCGCUCACGCACUCCGACUGCAAGCCGCACGCCUGCGACACGUGCGGGUCCGCCUUCCGCCAGCGCCGCGCGCUGCGGCACCACUGCAGGCGACUGCACGCCGCACAAGCGACGCACGGCGCGCACGCGACACGCGACGUGCACGCGACACACGACGCGCACGCGACACACGACGCGCACGCGACACACGACACGCGCGAGACGCACGACACGCACGCGACACACGACGCGCUCGCGACACACCAGCCCGUCGCGCACGCGGUGCCGGUGUACGACCACGGGGCGCGCUACGAGUGAUAGUGAUCCGAUGUGCGUCUCUACAUCGGGCUCGAAGGACCAAUACUGUUUUGUACGUCAACAAAUAUAAUGUUUGUUUACAAACUC
Melitaea cinxia (Glanville fritillary) is the source of this 2538-nucleotide messenger RNA. RefSeq names its product zinc finger protein 569-like. Gene Ontology annotation, cellular component: nucleus. Gene Ontology annotation, molecular function: RNA polymerase II cis-regulatory region sequence-specific DNA binding; zinc ion binding; DNA-binding transcription factor activity, RNA polymerase II-specific. NCBI's taxonomy places the organism in Eukaryota, Metazoa, Arthropoda, Insecta, Lepidoptera, Nymphalidae. The record is from RefSeq and is a predicted model, not a curated record. Gene Ontology annotation, biological process: regulation of DNA-templated transcription. Bases 1 to 2451 code for a protein of 816 amino acids. The transcript has 6 exons.